Messenger RNA from Sclerotinia borealis F-4128, 414 nucleotides. NCBI's taxonomy places the organism in Eukaryota, Fungi, Ascomycota, Leotiomycetes, Helotiales, Sclerotiniaceae. The record is from the annotation of a GenBank genome assembly.
AUGCAGUUCAAGCUUACACUACUCCUCGUUCUCCUACCCCUAUCCCUUGCUCUACCAGAACCCGUUGCAGAGCCCCUUCCAGUCUCCGGCUUCAAAGAAGUCGAAGGAGGCCUUACACCUCGAGAUGGGCCCGAUACUCUCGUAGCUCGCGCUUGUUCCUACAACACUGGUUGCGUAUCCCAAAGCGGAGCCAGCGCUGGCAAGUAUUGCGGCUUCUGUAAACAGGUUCGUGGAACAUAUCACGUUGGAGAUAUCUAUCAGGUCAAUGGAGGAUCUGGAUUCUCAAGCUGUUGUAAUUAUGGAGCAAGCUCAGCUUGCGCUGCACGCUGGCCGGCUUCGGGUACCCAAGCUUCAGAAGGAAUCGUCACUGCAAAGAAUCACUAUAUGAAACUUGAAUGGGGCUUCACUCAGUAA